Messenger RNA from Stegodyphus dumicola, 2413 nucleotides. RefSeq lists its product as uncharacterized. Gene Ontology annotation, biological process: regulation of DNA-templated transcription. The record is from RefSeq and is a predicted model, not a curated record. Gene Ontology annotation, molecular function: DNA-binding transcription factor activity, RNA polymerase II-specific; ATP binding; RNA polymerase II cis-regulatory region sequence-specific DNA binding. Gene Ontology annotation, cellular component: nucleus. Lineage: Eukaryota; Metazoa; Arthropoda; Arachnida; Araneae; Eresidae.
UUAGAAAGAAGUACCAAAGCAAUGCAGUGAUAACAAUGCAGCCAAAAAAUACAUUUAUAGACCAAGAGUGGAAAAAACUGUAUGUAAAAAGAGGUAAAUAAAUGAUAACACAAUAUAUGUUAGCAGAUUAAUGUAAAGACUUAUAGUUACGCAAAAUAUGGUUCACGAAAUGACUACGAGUGUCAGUUUUACCAAAAGCCAAAGACUGCAUUUAAGGUAAAAACGAAACAAAACUUUUUCCUGAAACUGCAGUUUCUUGGCGACAUUUCCGAGUCCCUCGAUCUCUCCUCAAAAAAAGAAACAGCCGCCGACAAAAUGCUGUCCUACGGCAACCCUUGACGCAACAAGCCUCAAUUGGCUGGCUCGGCGGGCAGAGCGCGGCACCAACUCGCACGGGCGCCGGCGCACCGAAAGAGCGGCCGCGAGGGCCAACCAUUCCCGCAUGCAUGUGCCGAACGAGCCGCCACGUGGCGCCGCGAUGACCGAGUUCGUGGACCGGGGCCUUUGCGAGGUUCUCGGAGAACACCCGGGAGAACUGGUGCGCACGGGCAGUCCUAAUAUCUUGUGCACUGUCCUGCCUAACCACUGGAGGUCCAACAAGACCUUGCCUGUCGCCUUCAAGGUGGUUGUCCUGGGAGAGGUGCUCGAUGGGACAACAGUGACCAUUCGAGCGGGCAACGACGAAAACUAUUGCGGGGAGAUGCGCAACUCGACAGCGGUCGUCAAGAACCAAAUCGCGAAGUUUAACGAUUUGAGGUUCGUGGGACGCAGUGGAAGAGGCAAAAGUUUUACUUUGAUCAUCACAGUGAGUUCCAACCCUCCACAAGUAGCGACCUAUACCAAAGCAAUUAAGAUCACCGUGGAUGGACCCCGAGAACCUAGAAGUAAGAGCUGGCAGCAUCAUCAUCAUCUGCGAGCCUUUGCUUCUGCUUUUGGACAACGGUCACCUUUCUUCGAUCCCCGCUUAGUGGAUCCCUUACGAGAGUGGGAACAAUUUCGUAGGAAAACUGCUGAGCAGUGGGCUCUUGAGCUACCUCGAAGGAUGGGAGUCACUUCUGGUACUACACCCACUGAACUGUCUCAGACAUUCAGUUUCGCAGCCGGAGACCAUCCCCAUUGGCUAUCGUACAAUACUCAUUACUCGCCAUAUUUCACGUCAGCGGCUUUCCGAGGUACAGGAUUCACUGGUUAUGCUAUCGAUAGCGCCUUCACUGCUACAGGAAUUUCCAGCCAAGACACACAUUUGUCACCGCUCGCAGAGGCUAAUACUUCACCGAAUUCAAAUCCAGGCAAUGGCCAUCUGCAUCCGUCAUCAGCAUUCACAUUUAAAUCAUUGUUGGAUAACCUAGGGCAAGCGAAGAACGAACUCUCAACCUGUCGACCGUUAAAUAACAGUCCAUCUUCAGCUACAUCUGCAUCUACGUCAGAAUCUAGUCCAGGACAGCAUGUGUUAGAACCGAAUAAAUUAUCAGUUUCCAACACGUCAUUACAAAUACCUCGAACUAAUAUUCCUCUUCUACCAGGUGCUUCGUCGUCUACUUUGUCAGUGAAUCAUGCCAGCUAUUUGUUGGCUUCCCAAAACUAUUAUGCCAGCAACGGCGCAACAGCUGGUGCUGGUAUGUACUUAGGGCCAAGUAUGGUGCCACCUUCGCUUCUGUAUCCGCAACUCUAUCAACAGAGCCAUCUUCAUCCAUCCAUCCAUCUCCUUGGAAAUGAUGCCAGGAAUUCGUAUGAUGUCGCAGCAGCAAUGGCUUCUCAGCAUCAAGAAAUACAGCAAUUAAAUAAUCAUAAUAAUCCCGAUUUGCUCAACAAAGAACUGCAAUCGCCCUCUUCCUGUUCAGAUGAAACGCGACAGGAUACUAAUAGCACAAAUGGUCAUACGGUAUUGCCAUCGUCUCGCGAAAGGCUUGAUUCGUUGCGUUUGAAUGCCUUGCCACGGACAGCACAAAGUGAAGCUGCAACAGUUUGGAGGCCUUAUUAAUAAUUGUAUGAUAUGAAGAAACGAAGCGUUUCUCAACCCCGGUGAUCUGUCAUGUAAAAAGUGAAUAAUACUGUUGAGACAUUCGGUUUUUCGCAUGGGAACAGAAAUCAGAUUUCUACAUUCCAGUGAAAGAUGUAUCUAAAUAUCAUUUAUUUCAAAAGUGGAAUUAAGUGCAAUGUUAUGAACUCUGCUUAAUCGUACAUUUGGGUAGCAAGAAAGGAAAUGAUUCAUUAAAAAAUGUUAAUUCGUUGCAUAAAAAUUCUUUGUUUACCCAGACGUUUUAAGCUCAAUGAUAAAUUUUCAGGGAAGAAUUUGGAGCGCAAUUUUCUGUUUAUUCUCCUGUUUGAUCUAUAUUUAUCUUUCCAUUGUGUUUAUUUGCUCUAUAUAAUGGCUAUUUUGUGCAUAUAAAGUAUUCAAGUAAUAUACAUUUUA